CCGAAAUAUCCGAUUGCUUUCAGACCCUCUGCGAUAUAUAAAACACCCGUCGGGGAGGCUUAUCUGAUCUCAUCUGUCUCUUACUACCAACCCCGGUAACAUCAAUCUUUUCCAUCUUUAUAUGACCAUGAGGAGUUUAUUCCUAUCCUUCGCGUGGAUUGCGAUGGACGUUGCUUGCGCCAGUGCUGUCCGUUGCAAUAACCUGACGACGGUCGACCUAGGAUACGCAGUGCAUCAAGGAGUCUGUAAUACCGCAUUCGAGUACUACAGUUUCAAUAACAUUCGUUAUGCUGAAGCGCCUGUAGGAGAGCUACGAUGGAGCAAGCCUAUUCCACCCAAAACCACGAACCGGACGCUGAACGAUGGUACCGAUCAGCGUGUCUGCCCACAGUCAUACCCUCGCUGGAUACUAGAAUCUCGAGCUGCUGCUGCUGGAAUAACUGUUGAAAAAAUGGCGGAACGAGUCAUGAGCAAUCCUCGCAUGAAUGAGGACUGCCUACUUCUUGAUGUUCAUGUCCCUGCAAAAGUCUUUAACAAGAGAUAUGCAGUAACUUCUGGGUCUGCCGUCUUGGUCUGGAUUCAUGGAGGUGGCUAUGACAUUGAUUCUAAGCAAUACGACCCAUCAGGAUUGAUAUCCCGUUCCCAGCUCAACGACCAGGAAGGAAUCAUCUUCGUUGCCCUGAACUACCGACUUGGCAUGUUCGGAUUCCUCGACGGCAAUAGAGAUGAUAUCCUGAGCAACGCCGGGCUGUGGGAUCAAAGAAUGGCCCUUGAAUGGGUCCAGAAGCAUGUUCAUCUCUUCGGCGGAGACCCAGAUCGUGUCACCGUCAUCGGAGAGUCCGCAGGUGGCGGCAGCGUCAUGCAUCAAGUUACUGCUUUCGGCGGCAGGGGGGAGGUUCCGUUUGCCGCUGCGAUUGCCCAGAGUCCUGCAUUUUGGACGAUAACGAACGACCUUAAACUUUGGGAGACGACUUUAGCCGUUGCAUCUCAGCUCUCCAGUGUGGAAAUUACAACGGCUGAGCAACUACGCCUGUUGAACUCAUCGACGCUAAUGCAGGUAAACCAGGCUAUGACGUAUAACGCGCCUUAUGGCUUAUUCGUCUACGGCCCAACGGUAGAUGGGACAUUUGUUCCAGACAUCCCUAGUGUUCUGCUUUUAAAUGGCCAGUUUUAUGACUCUAUUAAGGGAGGUUUAAACAAUAUGGAUACGGUCAUCAUGGUCGGUCAUAACCGCGACGAAGCUUCGACAUUUACAGCUUCAUUAGACACCAAUGAGCAGCUUAUUUCCAUGUUUCAACUCAGCUAUCCAGUGUCUGACACCGCGGAACGGUACAUAUUCACCGACCUCUAUCCCAACAUCUUAAAUGGCACCUAUGGAUACACAAGCCAACUCGGCCGCGCCAAGCUUCUCAUCUCUGAGCUUGUUUUCACCUGCAACACACGCUUUCUUGGUACUGCUUUCCGCAAUCAAACGUACAACUAUCGCUUUGAGUGCCCUCCAGGACUCCACGGUCAGGAUCUUGACUGGACAUUCUUCGUUGAGGAGGACCCGGAUGUAGCUCCGGAAAUUGCCAUCGCUAUGCAGAGCUACUUCACGACCUUCACCAUGACCGGAGAUCCCAAUGGCAAUGCGGGCUUGCCAACGUGGCCUCUAUACGGAGAGGAAGCAACUUUGGUCAUAUUCGGGGCAGGAGGAGUUGCAACAGCGAAGGACGAAACAGCCAACAGGAGGUGCGAAUACUGGCAGAAGGGGGAGUACCGGAAAUCUGGAUGA
This is a messenger RNA of Ilyonectria robusta, 1774 nucleotides long. Its product is annotated as Alpha/Beta hydrolase protein. Lineage: Eukaryota; Fungi; Ascomycota; Sordariomycetes; Hypocreales; Nectriaceae. The record is from RefSeq and is a predicted model, not a curated record. The transcript has 5 exons. Bases 122 to 1774 code for a protein of 550 amino acids.